This is a messenger RNA of Lucilia sericata (common green bottle fly), 1714 nucleotides long. RefSeq lists its product as uncharacterized. The record is from RefSeq and is a predicted model, not a curated record. The transcript is spliced from 6 exons. NCBI's taxonomy places the organism in Eukaryota, Metazoa, Arthropoda, Insecta, Diptera, Calliphoridae. The coding region runs from base 77 to 1648 and encodes 523 amino acids.
AACACACAACUAAACGGUAUUAAAAAUUAGUAUUAAACAAACUUUCGAACAUUGUUGCCUCCAAAAAGAAAGAAAUAUGUCUGUAUUUGGUAAAGAAUUUGAAAAAGAUUGGCCUUUAAGUGAAAAAACAAUAAAGUUAACAAAAUUUUCGCAAGAACUUUUACAGAAAUGUUUAAAAAUAGAAAAACCGAAUAAAAAAGAAAUAAAUAUAGAAGAAUUUAUACAAAAAUCCAAUAAAUUUCCUUUAAAGUUCCCUAUCGAUAGCUGUCGUGUUAAAUCUCAACCUGUGGAACGUCAUGCUGAUAUACAACAACAAAUUGCUUGGGCAUAUCCACUGAUACACGAGAAAGUAUUAUUUUUGAUUUUAGACUUUUUGGAGCAUAAAUUAAAGUAUGGCACCACCCGAGAAAAACAACUUUAUGCCAAUAUGGGACCCACUGAAUUUGUUCAACGAUUACUGAGCAAACGCUGCGCCAGUUUUGUGGGAUUUUUUGAUAGUUAUAUACUUAUCUCAGGAGAAACUGGUUGCGGUGAGAAAUAUCUAAAAGUUGGCACAGACGAAGAAGAAGCGCCCUUAACACUGGCCAAUGUUUUAAGUUAUGAUGAGAUUAAGAUUUCAGCCCUUUUAAGCGUUACCUCUCACACGGAAUUCAUUAACGAUGGCGCUCGAGCUAAUUGUGGUAAAAUAGAAGAAGAUUUAAACAAAAUCGAGCCGAGUGGUGUAAUAGUGGGUCUUAUAGGGGCACGUUUUGUGCGACCCAAUAGAAUGGAAAGUGAGGAUAUAAAAAUAGUCAAAACUCAAAAUACUUUUGAAAACGGUUAUGGAGCAGAUACCAAAAAUGGUAACGCUAAGGGUCUAUGGCAAUAUUUAUUCCCAAGCAAACCUUUAACGCCACAAAUAGAAAAAUUACAGGAUUAUAGACUAGUAUGGAAUAAAUUCUAUGAGGAAACAGAUUUUCUAUACCAAAAGGUGUCGGUGGAUAAUAAACGUUUUGAGAAAACUCUCAAAUCGAAAGCUAUUUUUGAUAAUUUAAAAAUGAAAAAACGUUUUGCUAUUUCUUUCGACACUUUACUCUUAGAGGCCCAACAGAGGGCCUUGAGAAGCAACAAAUACGCCUAUAUACAUGUAGUGGGUAUAGGUUUGGGUGUUUGGUUGGAAACCGGUCAACAGGAAAAAGUUUUUAUGGAGAGUUUCCAGCAACGUUUAAAGUAUUUAUUGCCUCAGCUUAAUAAUAUAGGAGUAGUGCACUUGUCUUGGUUCCAUUUAAACGAAUGGGGUGAUUUGAAAAAUGAGGCUUUAUUUAAAUCCGACAAACAUCCGAGAGGGGGCAUUAAGAUUUUAAUGUCGAAAAGAAAUCCUAAUGAUAAAUUGUUACCGCCCUAUGACAAUAUGCUGCCAGUGGUUUCAUAUGCCUGGGAUGGUAAUGCCUUACCGGGUAAUGAGUUUUGGAAGCACUGUUUGGCAUCUUCUAAUGAUCCAUCUACGGCCUGUAGUACCUUAAUAUCGGAACUUUUUAAUCCCCAUAUUAAUACGGAAUAUGUUAAUGGCAAUAACCUACAUAUAGCAUCACUUCAGCAUGGGGUAAUACAUAUAAAAGAUUAUGUAGAGCAAAUACUAAAGGAUCAAGUAAUAUCUGAGGAUGAAUGAUAUUACUCAUAAUCUAAAAUUUGUAAUAAUUAUAUUUUUAAUAAAAACAAAAUGAACUUAAUAUAA